CUGCGGGAGCUGAGGAGCUGCGCGCUGGUCUGUAAGCUGUGGCACCGCGUCCUGCACGGCGACGAGAACAGCGAGGUGUGGCGCAGCUUGGCAGCCCGCUGCCUGGCGGAGGAGGCCCUGCGCACUGACAUCCUCUGCAACGUGCCCACCUACAAGGGCAAGGUCCGUGCCUUCCACCACGCUUUCAGCACCAAUGACUGCUCGCGGAACGUCUACAUCAAGAAGAAUGGCUUCACGCUGCACCGCAACCCCAUUGCCCAGAGCACGGAUGGGGCGCGGACCAAGAUCGGCUUCAGCGAGGGCCGCCAUGCCUGGGAGGGGUGGGGGGAGGGCAUCGGCAUCGCCACGAAGCGGGCUGCCAUGCAGUGCCAGGGUUAUGUGGCCCUGCUGGGGAGUGACGACCAGAGUUGGGGCUGGAACCUGGUGGACAAUAACUUGCUGCAUAAUGGAGAGGUGAACGGCAGUUUCCCCCAGUGCAAUAACGCGCCCAAAUACCAGAUAGGUGAAAGGAUUCGAGUUAUCCUGGACAUGGAAGACAAAACAUUAGCAUUUGAGAGGGGCUAUGAGUUCUUGGGAGUUGCCUUCAGAGGACUGCCAAAAGUUUGCCUGUAUCCAGCGGUGUCUGCUGUGUAUGGUAACACAGAAGUGACUUUGGUCUACCUGGGAAAACCUUUGGAUGGAUGACGUGGAUUGUUUCGUUGGGACAUCGAGAUGUGGAUAGUUGGGAGAAGAAAUCUGCAUGUUGGUUAGAGGGAAACGUAUAUUCGAGGAAAAACAAAAAAAGUGUGGGUGUGUGUCCAAGAACCACCGAGGGGAUCACAUGGAGUUUUGAGAUGGAGGACCAGCCAUACUUCAGGAGUUGUGUUAUAUUUCCUCUUUCUACCAGGCCAGAAAAAUCCUCAGGGUUGCAGUUGGUUGAGUGGGAAGCUGACACAUGCAUGUUGCAACAGAUUUCAUUGCUAAGAUGGCAGUGUGUGACCUCAAAUAUUUAAGAAAGGAUUUGAUACAAAACUGCUUGAGGAAAUUAGCCUGAGAUUUGUAAGUAGCGCGUUUUGUGAAAGACUCCCAUUUAAAAACUGCUUGUUCCUUCCCUUCCUUCCUUUGGGCCAACGUGGGUACCGGAGGAGACCGAGCCUGGUUGGGUUUU
Phaethon lepturus (White-tailed tropicbird) is the source of this 1147-nucleotide messenger RNA. It is a transcript of the gene FBXO45, whose product is annotated as F-box protein 45. Gene Ontology annotation, biological process: synapse assembly involved in innervation; proteasome-mediated ubiquitin-dependent protein catabolic process. Gene Ontology annotation, molecular function: protein binding. Gene Ontology annotation, cellular component: SCF ubiquitin ligase complex; synapse. The record is from RefSeq and is a predicted model, not a curated record. NCBI's taxonomy places the organism in Eukaryota, Metazoa, Chordata, Aves, Phaethontiformes, Phaethontidae.